Molecule: messenger RNA, 708 nt
Organism: Guillardia theta CCMP2712
Lineage: Eukaryota; Cryptophyceae; Pyrenomonadales; Geminigeraceae
Exons: 1
Coding region: 1-708 (235 amino acids)
Source: RefSeq, a predicted model, not a curated record
AUGGCAACGAGUCUUCCGCUGUCCAUCGGAGGCAGGAGAUCCGCAGGGAUCGAGGAGAUGCUGGAGAGGUUCAGGUCGAACAACAGGACGCUGAUGCACAAGCUCUACUCGCUCGGGGUCAACGAGAUUGAAGAGGAUCGUGCGAACGAGUUGCCCAUAGCGUCAUCGAGAGGGAUUGUGCAAGGAGAUCUGAAUCAGUGCUGGGUCAUCAAAGGGUACCAUGCCAUGACCCCUGCUGACCCUCAGUCGACCAUCCACAACGAAGGGCUUGACGUGAUGUUCUACGCCAACGGGUGGGAGGGAGACAUGAGAGACGAACAGGCGAGCUUGCAGUCCUGUCAGUUUAUUGUGCGAGGGGAGACAAGCUUUCUGAGCAUCGAGCGAUGUACAAAUUGUAUCAUAGCCUUGGACUCGGUGAAGGAGGCUGUGCUGGUUGUGGACUGCAGCAACAUCAUCGUGAUGCUGGGCAGCGAUGUGCCUCCCGUGACGGUCAAGGAGAGCGUGGGGGUCGAGAUCGUCAUGGGGCAGCAGAAGAGGAGGGAGGAGGUUCCCAUCGAGACCAAGAACUCGUGUGGCUGCUUUCUCUCCGUUGUUGAGGCCAAAGCUGAGCCCGUUCUCGCCAACGAGCUCCUCCUCUCGCGCAAGAGAAACGCUGGUGACUCACCUCUCACGUCCCAUGGUUGGCCUGCUGACUCUCUGCAGAUAUGA